Messenger RNA from Clarias gariepinus (North African catfish), 950 nucleotides. It is a transcript of the gene cnfn, whose product is annotated as cornifelin. The transcript has 4 exons. NCBI's taxonomy places the organism in Eukaryota, Metazoa, Chordata, Actinopteri, Siluriformes, Clariidae. The record is from RefSeq and is a predicted model, not a curated record. Gene Ontology annotation, cellular component: cornified envelope. The coding region runs from base 91 to 444 and encodes 117 amino acids.
UAAAUAUUAUAGACCUGUUUUCUCCUCCUAUUUGCGCUGCUGGCUGUGAUCUCGCUCAUUCAGUUAGUUCUACAACCUGACGCUGUCAAGAUGAUGACAUAUCAGACUGAAGUGAUCAACACACAGCCUCAGGUGACAAUCACUAAUUAUACUGUCUCCACUGGUUCCUCUGACUGGAGCUCCAGUGUCUGUGACUGCUGUGAUGACUGUGGCAUCUGCCUCUGUGGCACUUUUAUUCCCUGCAUCCUGGGUUGUAAUGUGGCACAGAAUCAUGGGGAAACUUGCUGCCUACCCUUUCUGCCUGGAGCCAUGAUUGCUCUGAGGACCAGCAUUCGUGACAAAUUCCAGAUUAAUGGCUCUAUCUGUGAUGACUGGUUGGUUAUGGCCUGCUGCCCGUUAUGUGGUCUCUGCCAGAUGGCUCGGGAACAGAAGAUGAGGGGCUAAAUAGAAUCAAAAUGGCAGAAAUAGAGGGCCUAGUGGCUUUUUGAUGGCAAAACUUCCUCUUUCACAUAUUAAAGAUGUAUUCAGCUUAUAUUUUACCUCAAAGAAUGACAAACCUAUAAUUAUUUCAUCACUUAUAAUAUUUGUUAAAAAAACAUGACAGACAGAUUUGAAAGGAAAAAGACACAAGUAUGCACUAAUGUAUUCUGCGAAAAAAAAAAAAGGUAAAGUGGCACGAACAAUUUUUAAUCAAAGCAGAGUUUAAAAGAUGGCUCUCAAUUUUUUAUUUUUACUUUGCAUCCCACAUUAAUUUGCAUAAAUGAAUCACUGGGUUUAUGCAAUGGCACAGGUCAUACACAAUUUGAAACAAAAAUUAGAGGGACAAGGAAUUAAAUAAGCUAAAUACAUCUUUAAUUUCCUGAAAAAAUAAUACCUAUUCAGAGAACUAUUUUAUUAUAGACUGCCUUGCGUUCUUAUUUUAAGCAAUUUAUUAUUAUUAUUAUUAUUAU